This is a messenger RNA of Owenia fusiformis, 2057 nucleotides long. The record is from the annotation of a GenBank genome assembly. NCBI's taxonomy places the organism in Eukaryota, Metazoa, Annelida, Polychaeta, Sabellida, Oweniidae.
AAUUGGCCUAGUUUAAUGUACUUGUAUGAUUCAUCUUGAGUGCAAUUUUCAAAGUGUGGUGCAAUAGGAUAUAUUUUUGUACUUGAAUAUCAAACAAGGUGAAUAUCACUGAAGGCUCACAAUUACUUUGCUGUUUCCCACCAAUCGUUUAUUUCUGAUUGAUACUGUAUUGUUUCAACAUGACUACAGCUCUAAAGAAAUCAAUCUUUCUGUCAGAUGAUGAUGUCACCAAACUUAUUACACUCCCUUGUGACUAUCUACGAUUUACAAUCCCCGAAGCACAUGGUAUUUCGCGAAGUAAAGUUGUUCCCAAAAAAUGCAUUGCUGAUUAUGUCGAGACAGGAAUAGCAGCUGGGAAUAUUUCUACCUUAGCGAGUCCACGAUGUAACGUUAUUCCAAUGGCCCUUUUAGAUUUAUCAGAAGAACGAUUUGAGAAUGUGUUUGCUGUUCCUGUCGUUGAUACGUUUAGGUUGCUCCCCUGGGCUGGUAAUGGGGAACAUAAAGUUGGUCAGGUGCUAUGUGACAUGUUCAAAGCUAAAGGAGAUGAGCUACCAACACCAAGAUCAGUAGCCAAGGCACAACUGGGCAGGCUUACAUCAAUGGGCUUAGAUCUCAUGAUCGGUCUUGAGUUUGAGUUUCAAUUAUUUCACGCUGAAACCAUGGAGCCUGUUUACAAAGGCACUGAUAUCUUCGCUGAUUUACUGUUCUUACAAAACGAAGGGAUUCUGUACAAGAUAGAAAAAGCAUUGUCUGAUAUAGGAAUACAAGUUCAGGCAAUGCAUGCUGAGUAUGGUGAUGGCCAAUUUGAAUUCGUGACAAAACCAGAGUUUGGAAUUAAAGCACUCGAUAACUUCUUCAGAUUCAAACUUGCUGUAAAAGAAGUUUGUCAGCAAGAAGGAUACAUCGCAUCAUUCAUGUCCAAGCCUUUCCCUGGGAUUUGCACAAAUGGUACCCAUUUCAACCACUCUCUUUGGAAAGAUGGCGUUAAUAUAUUCUCAGGGGAGAAUGACACUAAAAAGAUGUCUGAGUUUAUGAAGCAAUGGACAGCCGGCCUCCUAUCUCAUGCUAAAGCAAUGGCCUCCCUAUGUUGCCCAAGUGUAAACUGCUAUCGUAGGAUGCAUGAUAUGGCUCUACCAACACUCUGUAACUGGGGCAUCGAUAACAGAAUGGCCCUGAUGCGUGUCAAGAAUUACUCUCCAUCACAUACCUACAUUGAAAGUCGUCUCCCAUCUGGCAUUUCCAACCCUUAUAAUGUUGCAGCAGCUACCAUUGCUGCUGGCCUUGAUGGUGUUACAAACAAGCUUGAGUUGCCAAAGGAGUACGACCGUGAAGCUGCUGUGCUACCCAAAAUUUUUGCAGAGGCUCUAGAUGCCCUGAAAGAUGAUGUCAACUUUUGUGAGGCAUUGGGGGCAGAAUAUGCUAAGGAAUUUAUCAUGUUCAAGAAAGAAACAGAAGUUGAUAUCUUCCCGCAUGUGCUUGGAUCAGAUGAUGCAAGCUUUGCCAAAGAGAGGGACUCAUACUUUAAGUUUUGUUAAGACUCAGCUAAGACCCAUCAAUGGACCUCAUGCUGAACCUUUAUCAUGUUGAUUAGAUAUUCUGGUUAAUUAGUGCCAUCUAACCUUUACCCACAUUCAUUGUCUUUGAAAUCACAAGUGUGUAUUAGAUUAAACUACAUGUUGUUAACUUUGGACUGACAAAUUAAGACAAGGCAAAAUUGAUAAAUAUACAUAGUGCAUUAAUGGGCACAUUGUAUACAUCAUGGGGGUAGAGGAAGGAAAUGAGGCGGUGAUGGGAAUAGUAUAGACAAAAAAAAGCUUAGAAAACUUUUAGUAUUUUUUAUCAAAUAAGAUUAUAUAUACAUCAAUUUGCAAUUUACAAGUGUAUUAAUCAGCAGCUUAGAUUAUGAAAUUAAUUGGUGUUAAAUGAAAUAGAACACAUUCUCCUACCUUUUAUUAGUUAACUCAUUGAAAGGUAUUUGAAUGUAUGAUAAAAUAUGUCAUGUAUAUAGGCUUAAAUUGAAUAAAUAUGCUUUGAGUUUGUAAUUUUGAUAUAAAAUA